Xenia sp. Carnegie-2017 is the source of this 1264-nucleotide messenger RNA. RefSeq lists its product as uncharacterized. Lineage: Eukaryota; Metazoa; Cnidaria; Anthozoa; Malacalcyonacea; Xeniidae. The record is from RefSeq and is a predicted model, not a curated record. The coding region runs from base 157 to 885 and encodes 242 amino acids. The transcript is spliced from 6 exons.
AAGCUCAUUGUUAGUGAAAUAUUCAUCACAGCACGUCGUAAAGCAGUACGAAACAGCGAGACCACUAGAAAGCGCAUAAGAAUUUUAGUAUUCACUGUACGUCCAAGUAGCUAAGUUGAGCUGAUCGUCAUCUGGAGAUUUUCAAAAAUCAGCAUAAUGGCCAUCACAUCAAUUUUAUGGCUCUUAAGUGUCAUCCUGAUCUCACAAGGCAAAGAAAUCGUCAUCUACAACGAUUGCAUCGAUUUUCAUUUAAAUGGAUGCAGUUUCAAAAACAUGUCUUACAUCAAGGCGAGAACUUCGCUUGGCUAUUACAACGAAAAAAACGAACCACCGUGUGAAAGAUCCAUUGACAGGUCUAAUGUAUGCCGUGGAAAUGGAUGGACAAAGCUAAGAACAGUUGACAGUCGUUCUGUGAAUACUUUAUACGACUCGAAUAUAUGGACAGCAAAAGGGGUGAAACAGACUGCCUUCAAUCCCAUGUUUUGGAGCACAAACGUUAGCGAGAUUUGUGUCCAGGCUGGAGGUCUCGACUUCAAAAUUUCUGUCCAAGCCCCUUCAAUGCGCAGUCUUUUCUUCGAAAAGAGAAUAUUGAACACGAAUCCUCAAUUUUGGUUAGAUGCCAUUGUCAUUAAACCUUUGAGAAGGGAAUUCAAUUUUGUUCAUGGUUGCUACGAAGCCGGGUUCAAUGUUGGAAAUUCCACAUCUGUGCGUGCUCGUUUGGGCAUCGUGAGUCUUAAGAAGCCAGGUUGCCCUGAUAAAGACCAAGCUAUUGGACUAGGAGUUCAUGUCCCAGGAACAACGCAAGAAUCGACAAUAUACUCAUCUCGACAUUUUAUAUCCCCAGGUGAUAUUAAGAUACACGUACGUUCGCGUCCUGUAGGUUAGGUACUCAUAAACGAAUGCUGAUUUGCAGAUGAAGUACAUACACAUAUUUAGUUAUAAUAUGUGUAUGUACUUCAUCUGCAAAUUAGCCUUGUUAUCAGAUAAAAAUCCGUACAUCAAGUUAGUUUUCUCCACAUAUUUACCAUUUAUGUUAGAACAAGGAUCAAACGAUUUGUAAUUUUAUAUAUUUGAUUUACUUGUUAAUGUAAGAGUAUGUAUUUAUUAUUACUAAUAAUACUCCUAUUAUCAUUUAACCUCAACAAAUUACAGUUAAGACAGUUUCUUUCAAAGCGAACAUUAGUCAAUUUGUAGCAAAUAAACUAUGUAAAACAACUAAUGCAAUAACCUUAAUAAUAAAUAAACACUUUCUUGUUUCUGCAAA